This is a messenger RNA of Hibiscus syriacus, 496 nucleotides long. RefSeq lists its product as uncharacterized. Bases 2 to 496 code for a protein of 164 amino acids. The record is from RefSeq and is a predicted model, not a curated record. Lineage: Eukaryota; Viridiplantae; Streptophyta; Magnoliopsida; Malvales; Malvaceae. The transcript has 3 exons.
GAUGAGAAAACUUCAUCCAUGGCUGAAACUUGCUGCCUUCUGCUGCAUUAAUUGCUUCCUCUUCAUUGCCUUUGCUUCUCCUUCACUGGCAGACUGUACCUUGAAUUUCACUUCACACCCUUACCUACCAAGUGGUGACUGCAUUGGUGACAAUGGGAAAGUUAACUUGUGGGGCACGAUAUCUUCACACCUUUGCUGUCGAAAUGCCCUGAAUGCCUUCACUCAAGUUCUAGCAGUUCGAGCCAAUCAAACACCAGACAGUGCCAUCUUCAUUGGACAAGAUUCAUGGAAACAAUGCAAUUCUCCCUUUCCAACUCAACAAUUGGUUUCCAUAGAAUCUUGUGGAUUCAGCAAUUUUUACUCUGGCAGUUCCAAGUGUUCAAGUUUAUCUCUGUCACAGAUUCAAGGCAGUCCACCUUACCUGGAAGCAAAACUGCACAGAGGCCAUAUCAAGGGUAGCUUGGUUUCUAUUGCAAAUAUUUCAAUCGCAGACUAA